CCAGUUGGGUUCACUCACAUGUUCGCCGGUGAUUUUGAUAACCACAAGUACCCAAUAUCUGUUGUACGUUUCGGUGUAGACUUUAUUGCCAUAUACGGGAGUAUAGCAAAUAAUAUCUGUUGAAACGUUCCUGUCCUCUGCAGACAAUAAUAUUAUUGUAUUCAACAUGGGCUCUUUAUCAAUUACAGUUUUCUGCCUCCUGGCAAUCGCCUGCACAUUCGACACCACAUGUGCAACAUUCGGCAAAAAAGAACAUGUACACAUUCGUGUUCAUGUGCCAACCAUCGUGAAGGAAGUCUACGUAAAAAAACCAGUUCACCAUCACGAACACCAUGAUGAUCAUUAUUCUGGUCACAGCGACCAUGGCAGUUCAUCUGGUGGUUACGGAGGAUCCUCCAGUAGUUAUGGUAUUGGUGGAGAUGAUUCGUAUAGUGGUCAUGGAACUUCUGGUAUUUAUGAUUCUGGAUCAAGUGGGCAUGGCGGUAGUAGCUAUGACGAUAGUUCAUCAAGCAGUUAUAGUAGUGGACCGUCUUCGUCCGAUGAAUAUAGUUCCAGCGAUCAUGGAUCAGGUGGAUAUGGCGGAUCAUCUGGUGGUUACAGCGGUUCAUCAGGAUUCGGUGGAUCUUCCGGUGGAUAUGGUGGUUCGUCAGGAGGAUAUGGUGGAUCUUCCGGUGGCCAUGGUGACUUAUCAGGAGGAUUCGGAGGAUCUUCCGGUGGAUAUAGUGGUUCGUCGGGAGGAUAUGGUGGAUCUUCUGGUAGUCAUGGUGGCUUAUCAGGAGGAUUCGGUGGAUCUUCCGGUGGAUAUGGUGGUUCAUCAGGAGGAUAUGGAGGAUCUUCUGGUAGUCAUGGUGGCUUAUCAGGAGGAUUCGGUGGAUCUUCCGGUGGAUAUGGUGGUUCAUCAGGAGGAUAUGGUGGAUCUUCCAGUAGUCAUGGUGGCUUAUCAGGAGGAUUCGGCGGAUCUUCCGGUGGAUAUGGUAGUUCAUCGGGAGGAUAUGGUGGAUCUUCUGGUGGCCACGGUGGUUCGUCAGGAGGUUACAGUGGUAGUUCCUUAGGAAGCUAUGGAAGCUCUUCAGGAAAAUAUGGUGGUUCUUCAAGUGGAAUUUUAUUCAGUGGAUAUUCUGCUAGUAAUCACAAAGGAUCAUCUGGUGGAUACGGAGGAAGCUCUUUAGGAGGACAUGGUGGAAGCUCAUCAGGAGGAUAUGGUGGAAGUUCAUUUGGAGGACAUGGAGGAAGCUCAUCUGGAGGAUAUGGUGGAAGUUCAUUUGGAGGACACGGAGGAAGCUCAUCUGGAGGAUAUGGGGGAAGUUCGUUUGGAGGACACGGAGGAAGCUCAUCUGGAGGAUAUGGUGGAAGUUCAGGGGGUGGAUAUGGCGGUAGUUCAUUUGGAGGACAUGGAGGUAGCUCAUCUGGUGGAUAUGGUGGAAGUUCAUUUGGAGGACACGGAGGAAGCUCAUCUGGAGGAUAUGGUGGAAGUUCAGAAGGUGGAUAUGGUGGUAGUUCAUUUGGAGGACAUGGAGGUAGUUCAUCUGGUGGAUAUGGUGGAAGUUCAUUUGGAGGACACGGAGGAAGCUCAUCUGGAGGAUAUGGUGGAAGUUCAGGAGGUGGAUAUGGUGGUAGUUCAUUAGGUGGACACGGUGGAAGUUCUUCUGGAGGAUAUGGAGGAAGUUCGGGAGGUUUUGGAGGCUACUCGGGUGGUAGUGAUCAUGGUUCCAGCUCUGGUGGAGAUACCUAUUCAGCUCCAGGACUGGAUAGCUAUGGACCAGCAGGAGAGAGUUUUCCUUAUACUAAAAAAUGAGCCACUAUGAAAUUCCAAAACAAAUACGUUAAUUUUUAACAUGAAUUUAAUUUUUUUUUAUUGUUACAUACGUUAUUGCUAUUGAUUUGUAUCUAAUAUGGAAACAAUUGUGAAAUGUUUCCAUUUUCUAAGACUGACUUAUCUGUUUUUAUUAAUAAUUAUAAAAAUAAACACAUUUUAUUAGAA
Messenger RNA from Acyrthosiphon pisum (pea aphid), 1981 nucleotides. RefSeq names its product glycine-rich cell wall structural protein. Bases 167 to 1795 code for a protein of 542 amino acids. The transcript is spliced from 4 exons. The record is from RefSeq and is a predicted model, not a curated record. NCBI's taxonomy places the organism in Eukaryota, Metazoa, Arthropoda, Insecta, Hemiptera, Aphididae.